This is a messenger RNA of Acanthopagrus latus (yellowfin seabream), 2538 nucleotides long. RefSeq names its product sialidase-3-like. Gene Ontology annotation, molecular function: exo-alpha-sialidase activity. NCBI's taxonomy places the organism in Eukaryota, Metazoa, Chordata, Actinopteri, Spariformes, Sparidae. The record is from RefSeq and is a predicted model, not a curated record. Gene Ontology annotation, cellular component: cytoplasm; membrane; lysosome. Bases 159 to 1388 code for a protein of 409 amino acids. Gene Ontology annotation, biological process: ganglioside catabolic process; oligosaccharide catabolic process. The transcript has 3 exons.
ACAUCGCAGUCGUCUCUCCUGAUGAACCCCAUAGCAUCAGUGUCGUGAACAUCAGAGGUUUCCUGGUAUGGCUUGAAAUUAGACGGUACGAUGCCGUUCACGCGAAGAUCAAGGGCGACAAAUGUGACGAGUGACAAGUGAAGGAACUGUAAUCCACCAUGGGCAACACACCAUCAAAGAGUGGCAGUGGAGAGGAGCUGGUCAAAACAACUUUGUUUGAAAAGGAGCCGAGUGGCACAACAUACAGAAUCCCUGCUCUCAUUUAUCUGAGGCACAGUCACACCUUCCUCGCCUUUGCAGAGAAGAGAUCCUCACCCGCUGACCAUGACGCUAAAGUCCUUGUUAUGCGUAGAGGAACGCUAAAAGACGAUGGAUCUGUUCAGUGGACGUCCAGUCAGGAGCUGUCAACAGCAUAUCUACAAGACCACCGCACUAUGAAUCCUUGCCCUGUGUAUGAAAAAAACAGCAAAACGCUGUUUUUAUUUUUCAUCUGCGUCUGCGGGAACACCACAGAGAUGAGGCAGAUCAUCACAGGGAAAAACAAGGCCCGUCUUUGCUGUGUAAGCAGCAGCGAUGACGGGCAAACCUGGAGUCCAGCGAAAGACUUGACCGAUAGUGUGAUUGGUGAGACUAUCCAUAAGUGGGCCACGUUUGCCGUGGGCCCAGGCCAUGGUGUUCAGCUGGAGAACGGCAGGUUGAUCAUCCCAGCGUACGCAUAUUAUGUCCCUUACAGAUGCUGUUCCUUCCCCAUUCCCUACACAGUCUACCCACGUGCACUGUCGAUAUACAGCGAGGACUUUGGCCAGACGUGGCGCAUCGGUAAGAUGCUUCGAAAAAAGUCGUGUGAGUGUGAGAUGGCGGAGAUCAUAGAUCACGAGGGCAGGAGCCAUCUUUACUGCAAUGCUCGCAACAGCGGAGGCCACAGGUGUGAGGCCCUGAGUGAAAACAGCGGCAUGUACUUCGACAAACCCCACAUCGCCCCAGAGCUCGUCGAACCGCCCUCGGGCUGCCAGGGCAGCAUCAUCGGCUUCCCUGCUCCCGAAUUUGUACCAAAUGACGACACUGAAAGCAAAGCCUGUGGCACGUCGCUCUUGUCUCCUGACACGCAGACCUGGCUCCUCUUCAUCCAUCCAACCAACAAGUCUAGCAGAAGAGACAUGGGCGUGUACUUGAACCGAUCCCCCCUGCACUCGUCAGGAUGGGACAGGCCCAGGAUCAUCCACAGGGGACCCAGCGGAUACUCAGACCUGGCUUACAACGGAGACAAGGAUCAGUUCUCGUGCCUGAUGGAGUGCGGGAAGGAGAGCGAACUCGAGCAGAUAGCGUUCAUGACGUUCACCCUCAACGACGUCAUGCAGACGGGAAGGAAAGACAAGAAGACGCGCUGAAUUUGCGGUUGCGUUAUUUCUGUAUUAACGAAGCUCCCUUACAUUCCCCCCCUCCCGGAAGUCCAAGCAAAAGCCACUAAAUAUGCUGUGCAGUAACAUCCGUCUGUGUUUACUGUUGUUCCACAUUCUGGAGAUGAUAAUGCAUGCAUGAGUCGUGUGUGUUUUGUUGUCUCCUCGUUUACAUGAAGAAGUAAUUGAAGUCUUAAUAGUAUCGAUAUGCAAGCAGCUGUGUGAGGGAAGGAAGCUAUUUUUUUCAAAGGGUCAGGGGUCGAUCUCAAGCAUGCUGUGCUGGACCAUCAUCUUUAAAACAGGCUUUGUGUGUGCAGCAUGUUUGACAAGUUCUUCAUCUUCAUUUUCUGCAUCUUAUUUAACCGUCAGGGUUUUCCUGAGCAGCGGAGAGAAUUUGCCUACCUCUUUUUAUUUUCAUAUGACGAUCAUAGCAGGCCUUGUAAAGCGGAGCGGAGAGUUUUCCUCCACGCUCAGUCUCUCCUUUACAUUUAGUAUACUCUUGAUUCACGUAUGCCUUCUACUCCACUGUUUGAACUUAAGCUGUGCCACAAGCCUGUCAAUGCACUACACUACCUUUUCUGUGCGUCACACGCGGGCAACCGCAAGGCCGGCGACCAAGCCGGGCAGAAAAAAUGAGCAUUAACUUUUUACAUGCCACACCCAGCUAAUCAACGCAGAGACCAACCGAGCUGUCUGAGUUUUUAAGAACAAAUCGAUGGAUUAUCAGAGAUUUUGGCUACUUUGUACUGUACACUAAUUUUUAUUUAUUUUUCAAAAGCAAUAUUUUAUCGGUCGCAUUAUUUAUUUCCUUCACAUGAUUUCCUUAACUACUUACUUACACUAUUCCUGGCAUUAUUAAUUGGGUGCAGCUUUAUGACCAGAGACGAUUGGCUGGCUGUUGGUUCUCGAAGCAUGUGACAGCAUGUGACAGCAGACAAAGACUCGCUAUUUAUACGGACGGCAGAACAUUUUGCACAUUGUACUGAGCGACCUGAACGUCCUCCUUUGCCCGAUGUUGUGAGGCCUCGAGGUGGUUUCCAAACUAGUUUCAUUGUGUUUUUGUUGACCGUUGUGGAAAGUGACAAAACCUGCAUGAAACAUGUAUUUUAGUAGAAAAUAAAAGUAACCUGUGAUCACCUGA